Molecule: messenger RNA, 1560 nt
Organism: Thlaspi arvense
Lineage: Eukaryota; Viridiplantae; Streptophyta; Magnoliopsida; Brassicales; Brassicaceae
Source: the annotation of a GenBank genome assembly
GUCUAUAUUAGCUAACUCAGAUGUUUAAUUAUCAACCAGAAAACCAAAAACAAAAUACCCAGAAACCAAACGUCCAAGAAAAUAAAAAGCUCAAAUUUUUUUUUGGGAAAAGAACAAAGGAAGAGAAGUAGUUUUUGGGAUUCCUGAGUUAUCGAGGAAGAAAUGUUGAAACUUUUCCCUUCACAGUCAUCAAAAUCGUGAGUAAAGCAUGAGGAUCGCCAUGGAUCGCCAUGGAUCAAAAGCUAUGGAGGCGUUUGGUGGUUCCAAGUGGCGUAAAGGUGUAGUGGAAGGAAUCCUCUCUCGGAAAAGGUAUCUGGUGAGUUUCAAGGACACAGAUAAGCAGCAGAUAUUGGAUUGCUCGGAUCUUAGGCCUCCAAUGGAGUGGGAAGAUGGGAUUUGGAAGACAAGGGAAUCGCCAUUAGCUCAAGGAUCAGGAAGUAAGUCAAUAGAGAUAACUGCUCAAGGAAAGACAUCCAACACAAAGACACUUGAGCCUACUAAUCAGAACGGCUUGGGUAAACAACCAACUCGAGAGAAGGUGCCUGAGGAGCAUGAUAGUGAAGAUAACAGUCGCAAGAGGAAAAGAAAAGAGCUAGAGCACAAUUCAUCAGACCUCCAUGAGACUGUGCUAUCCUCUAACCUGGCCUCUAAUUAUGUUGCUGCUGAUGAAGCAAAGGAUACAACAAUGGUAUUACCAUUUGCAAAGAAAUCACCGAUAUGGAAGACAUAUGAAUCAAUGGAGGUCUUCAAAAGAUUACCACAAAGUCCUCAUUUCAGCCCAAUGUUUGAGGUUAGAGAGGCUUUCCGUGAAGGGUAUGCGUUAGGGAUGAUGGUGACUUUUUCAGGGUUAUUAGAGGAUUUGAAAGCUUUGGAGAAAGACGUUCUCAAGAGCCAACUAGAUAGCCUCAAAGACUCCUUUACCGAGCUAGAGAAGCAUGGAUUCAACGUCGCAGCGCCUUUGUCGCGGAUCAACAAAUUGUUAGCCUUCAAAGAUAGACAAGUACGUAUAUUGGAGACGCAAGAAAGUUUCUACGAAGAGAUGACGAGUGAAUCUAGCAAAAAGCACAAGGCUGAACAAGAGGUGAGUGAAAUGGAACGCAAGAAGCUUGAGGUGGAGCAUAAGAUUCUUGAACUGCAGAUUCAAGAAGUGGCUCUGCGAGAGGAUAUAGAGGCAGCAAAAGAAAGGAAGGAUUCAGCCUACAAAAAGAUAUCUCAGAUGGAGUCGUGUGCAAGAGAUCUUGGUGUAGAGCUUGAAAAUGUGGAGUUUGAGUUUGAGACUAUUUUGUCAGCUCCCUGGUGAAUGCCAAAACAAAGAAGGAACAAUAAGACAUUGGUUGAGAUUUGUCAACUAAGUAGGGGUCUUAGUCUUACAGGAUGAUUAUUUUAAAACCUUUUGUUUCGUUACUAAUCUGAUCUUGGUGCUGUGUAGUUUUAAGAUAUGUAUUACUGAUAUAACAUCAAGAUUAAGACUUGUUAUCUUAUUAGACUUGUGUUAAAGUGCUUUAUUUUGAAGAGAAUUUGGACCUUUUUUGUGAAAUAAAUAAAAUUAAAGAAUUGAAA